Molecule: messenger RNA, 444 nt
Organism: Menidia menidia (Atlantic silverside)
Lineage: Eukaryota; Metazoa; Chordata; Actinopteri; Atheriniformes; Atherinopsidae
Source: the annotation of a GenBank genome assembly
CCUGCCUGCGCCUGCUGCUGCGGGUUGGGGACUGGCAUCACCUCUCCCCCGUCCACUUUCCACUGCACUGGCUGGGGGCGGAGCUCGGACAGCCAUGGCUCCUUCUGCGACCGGCGCUGUGAACCCAAGCCAGAUGCCAGCACGGAAGACGGUUGCUGCCUCCUGUGCAGCUCGUCAUCUCUCAGCGGGGAAAGUGGGUACAGAGGCUGCUGGGGAAUCAUCCCCGUGCCUCCCACAGGUCUAGACCAGCCCCACCCUCCCCUCCCACCCCGCCUCCCCCUGCCUCUCGUCCGAGCGCCCGCGGGGAGAGAGCCGUACUGGCUGGAAUGCUGCCUCUUGCGAGCGUGGAUUUUCUGGCUGCUUAACCAGGAGAAUGUCUUGUGGCACUCGUCACAGCGGUGCGGCCUCUCUCCUGUGUGCGUGUUCAUGUGGUCACGGAGCAGA